UUUAAUGCGUCAUCAUUAUGCGACGAGAGUAACGCGCGGGCAGGUUCAAAACAAUUAUAAGUGUUGUUUGUAUUUACGUGUCUUUUAGCGUAACUUAUAAAGUCAGUCAUGUUGAAGAAAGCGCCGAGAGCAGUUUUAAAAUCUCAAAUGAAAAAGAAAUCGGAAAUACGUAUUGGAAAAAACGCAGACUUGAUGGUCCAGCUGAAUCUGCUGCUUGUCUUACAUCGACUGGCAGAAGAGUCCAGAAUCAAGGCCUUUGAGGAGAAAACGGCUACUAUCAAAGUGCACCAUGUUAAAGCCGUUGCAAAGAAAUUGUUGAAGAGCACAAGAGGAUGAGGUGGAACACAUUGCAUCCUCUGUGAUCAUGACAGCCCACAGUCUGAGAGAGCCCAGGUAUCCAGUGUACUCCAGACUCACCCUUUCACUGGGGCCAGGACACAUGAGUCAUGCCAUGAGUCAACAUAUGCUUACCAUUUGCUCAUCUUUACCAUAGCAUCUUCUUUGUCUUUUUUUUUGAAUUUGACUUUUUUUCUUUCUUUUUUCAGUGUGUAGUCCUAAAAUGUGCAACCUGCAAGAUAGUGUGUAAACCCUCCCUCUCAGAUUAAUUCCCUGUGGAGAUCUGUUCACUUUUUCUCUCCAUUACUGUUGACCUUUUGCUUUAGAGUGGUGUUGGGAAAUAGCUGUGUAUAAACUUUUAGUCCGUGACUGAUGGUAUCAGGCCUGAAUAUCCGUAGCCACAAAUGUUUUCCUCCUGCAUUUUGGAUUUUUAUUAGUACUUAAUGUGUGUUAAUAAACAAUUUGUGCCACUUAACUUGGGCGUAAUAUGCUUCCCUGAUACUCCCUCUGCCUCUUCCUCCCUUUAAUUUUAUGUGCAUCCGAAUAAAAAAGAAAACAAAAUAAAUCUUUGGCCAAUUGCCACAUGCAUCAGUAGAACUAUUAUCUUAGAGCCAAUCCUCAAAGCAGGAUUAUAGCAAGAUUUUUAGCAUGAAAGGAAAUACAUGUUAUCUUUGUUGACACAAUAUCAAUCUUCUAAGACUGUUGCUUUCAUUUAAACUAAUUAUAUACAGAUCGUUACUUGGUUUUCUCUUAACACAAUCACUUAUUUUAAAAUAUCUCCAUUGAGGCCAAGCAUUUGGCCCAUUGGUACAUCUAGUGCUAAUGAACUCUUCCUGCAUCAGGACACUGACUCUUUGCUAGUUUGGAGAGUUAAAAGAACAAAGGACUUGACCUUGUACCAGAGGAAAGCAAAUGUUUGGGUCUCCCUUUGUGUGUGUAUGGAUGCCAGGGUAUCCCACUGAUGACCACAUGGUCUGGGAGGCACCCAGCCCUAAUCCCACUGUCAGAAUUAAUUGGAAUGUCUCUGCUGUGCAUCCAGUGCUUUGCUUACAGAGGGCUUGAGCUUUAAAAACGCAGACUUUGAUAGCAUGUUUUUUCAAAAGAAAUAGAAUGUUUAACAGACCUUCAGCUCCACCUUUCUUAUCUUAAUCCAGCAACUUGAGUCACUUGCCCACUGGAAACAGAUGCUUUUUCCCAUCAGUUUAUUCAUCAUGUUUCUGCAUGCUGUCUGAUUAGAGACUGAGGUCAUCCUGUGAGGGUUGUUUGACUGUGGUCAUGACCUGUCCUUCACCUUUCUUGACCAGUAGAGGGCGACCAUGCUGAAAAUACUGUCAUCUUUGAAUUCAUUACUGUGAAGCACAGGGUGCCUUCAAAGCCAUGCAUAAAUAAUUGUUUUUUCUUUUUUUUUGAAGAUGUAUGUACAAUCUAGAACAGUCAUAUGUUGCACCAAACACUUAAAUAAUGCAAAUAAAAGAUUUAAAAACAUAAAAAGGUCUUUCUUAACGGAUCAUUCCAGCAUAAAACUAGCAUUUAUUUUUAUGUUGUAUGUCAUCACAUUUACUGUUUUGUUUUUAUGUAAGGAAACAAAUUGUUCAAUCUUUGUGGAAUUAUACUUUCAAGCAGCUAAUCAAUAUUCGUGUAGCCGUGUUUGUAUCUGAACAAAUUAACGACCGAUUGUGUUGCAGGAAAUAUGAUUUGUCUGUAUAUAAGUUUUGAAUGAUUUUCUCACAUUCAAUAAAGUUUAAAAUUUUUAAAUCAAA
Molecule: messenger RNA, 2096 nt
Organism: Tachysurus vachellii
Lineage: Eukaryota; Metazoa; Chordata; Actinopteri; Siluriformes; Bagridae
Gene: cenpw
Product: centromere protein W
Exons: 3
Coding region: 109-336 (75 amino acids)
Biological process (GO): mitotic cell cycle; kinetochore assembly; chromosome segregation
Cellular component (GO): kinetochore; nucleoplasm
Molecular function (GO): DNA binding; protein heterodimerization activity
Source: RefSeq, a predicted model, not a curated record